AUGCGUUACGUUAAGAACUUGUCGCUGGUAUCAACGGACGCGUUUGGCCGCUUCGGCCAGGUGGAAGGCCUCGCGAUUCUCUACCAGAGGGAGUUUGCUUACGUGGACAUGGCCACGUCAGCACAGGCCAAGCGAGGCGAGGCGGGUGCUGGCGGGAAGCCGCUGCGUCCGGGCCUGCUGCCGCUGAAAGUAGAAUUCGCUUAUGCCAAGGGGUCAACGGCGGGCGGAGGGGCACCACAACCGCCACCACCAGCCAGUCAGCCCAAGGAGAAGGAGAGGUUGCGAGCAACGGGGGUGCGGAGGGUGGUGUGGGUGGGGUGGGGCCCGGCACACGUGGUCCCCGAGGAGAUCGACGCGGAGUUCCUGCGCUUCGGGCCCAUCGAGGACCUGCGCUUCCACCCCGACCGCGCCUGCCUGCUGCCUCUCUCGGACUGCCUUCUAAGGGACAUGCACUGCACUGGCAGCUGGGGCUCCGCCGCCAGCCAGCCAACCGAAGGAGAAGGAGCGGGAGCGGCCGAGGGGCCGGGGGUGCGGAGGGUGGUGUGGGUGGGGUGGGGGCCGGCGCACGUGGUCCCUGAGGAGAUCGACGCGGAGUUCCGGCGCUUCGGCCCCAUCGAGGACCUGCGCUUCCACCCCGACCGCGCCUGUGCGUUUGUCGACUACCGCUUUGAGGACGACGCCCAGGCCGCCGUGGCAUCCAUCAACAACGUCCGCACGCGCGACGGAGGGGUGUUUCGCGUGGAGUUUGCGAAAUCGGGCCCUCAUGCCGGGGGAGGAGGGGGUGGUGGCGGUGGCGGCGGCGGUGGUGGUGGUGGUAGAGGUGGUGGUGGUGGUGGUGGGGGGAGUGGGGACGGGUCUCCAAGCGAGAUUCUCUGGGUGGGGUUUCCGAGCACGCUCACAGUCACAGAGGAGCGGCUUCACGCGGCCUUCUCCCAGCAUGGGCAGAUUCGGCGCAUCAAGACGUUCCCGGGGCGCACGUACGCGUUUGUGGAGAUGGGCACGUGCGAGCAGGCGACCAAUGCGAUCCGCGCAUUGGACCACGUUCUGUUUAACGAUGAGCGCGUGCACAUCCGGUACUCGAAAAGCGAGUUCGCGUUCAUGCAUGCCGCAGACCCGCCCUUCUCCUCCCCUGCUGCUGCCGCUGCAGCAGGAGUUGCAGGUGGGGAGGCGGUUGGUGAGAGGGGCAGGCAGGGAGGCGGGCCGGGCGGGCCCGGCGGUGGGGGGGUGUCUGGUGGUCCGUACGAGGUGGACAGGGGCCGCAGAAGCAGCGGCUGGGAUGUUGUCGUGCCUCCAGCUGCCUCUCCUGCUGUUUCUGUUGGUUCCGCUGCCACCAGACCUCCCAUCCCGGGCCGUCCGGGCUUGCCUGGUCUGGCCCCCGGCUCCGUAGCUCCUCCCGGACCUGGAGGACUGGCUCGGGCGGUUGGGGCUGCGGGUGGUCCGGGAUCGCAUUGGAAGGGGACGUUGGCCAAGGGGGGGAUUCUCGUGUGCCAUGCGCGGGCGAUCCCCAUCGGUCCCGGCAUCUCUGCACCCAUGCCUGAUGUGCUGAACUGCUCGGCGCGCACAGAAUUGGACACUCUAGCAAAGCACGUGCGCGCAGCAGCGGAUUUCGGAGUGGUGGCCAUCAUCCCCGAGGCACAGCCGGACGUCCCUCCUUACCACGACCUCGUGCAGUACCUGGGGGAGAAGCGCCGCGCGGGGGUAGCCAAGCUGCCUGCCGGCUCUACGCUCUUCCUCGUCCCGCCCUCCGACUUUGCCGUUUCUGUUCUCCAAGUGCCCAGAAACGACUCCCUCUUUGGCGUUUACCUCACCGUCGCUGCUCCUGCCGCUCCUGCUGCUCCUCCUCCCGCUCUUCCCGGUACUUCUGCUGUUCCCGGUGUUCUCGCUCCGCCUGCGCUUUCCUCCGGUCCUGCUCUGCCGGCAGGCGCUGCUGCUGCAUCUGCAGCUGCUGGGAUGUUGCCAGCUGGGAUGUUGCAAGGUGCCCCACCAGGGCUGGUUUCUCCCGGUCCUCUUCCUCAGAUGCCCCCGCUUCCUCUCCCGCACGCAGGGCUGAUGCCCCAAGGGCAACCGGGGAGACCUCCUUUGCCUCCCAAUCAACAGAUACAGGGUCAGCAGCAGCAGCAGCUGCAAGCUGGAGCCUCGUCGUUUAGGUGGCAGCAGCAGCAGCAGCAGCAGCAGGGAGGGGGAGUAGGCGUGUCCACCCAGCCUCUUUCCCCUCCCCAGAGACCUUUGCAAGCACCAAUGCACCCAUCCGCGGUUCCUAUGCCUCGUGCCCCUGGCGCUGGUCCUGGGUUACCGCCUGGUUACCAGCCUCCCUCCUUCACACCUCCGGCCCCUCCCAAUGCCCGUGCUUCUACCUCCCCCAUCCCACCUGCGGCUCUUCAGCUGAUCCGCCCCCUGUGGGAGUUGGAAGCACUGAGGAAGCAGCAGCAGGGGCAGGGGCAGGGGCAGGGGCAGGGCAGGGUGCGACAGGAGCAGGCUUUUCUGGGGCGGGUUUACCUGCUGGGAUCACCCCAGAGCUCCUGGCGUCUCUGUCGCAUGGGUGGGAUGAAAAGGGAUUUCUCAGCAACGCCCCCGCUCCCCCCUGCUCCUCCAACCGCGGGGCAGUUUAACCAGAGGCCUCCCGGCCCUCCUCUUCCACCCCUCCCUCCCCAGCAGCAGCAGCAGCGGCAGCAGCAGGUGGUGUCAACCCCUCAGUUCACCCCAGAGCAGCUGGCUCAGCUAAGUGCCGUUUCAGGUGCGCCCUCAGGGGUCCCUCUAACCCCAUGUGCUCCUUCUGCACCCUUUCCUGGUGCCGGUUUCGCUGGGCCUGCACCCAGAGGGCCCUUUCAAGGACCGCCACUGCCCCCGCCACAACAGCAGCCACAGCAGCAGUGGCGGCAGCAGCAGCAGCAGAUGCAGCAGCAACCACAGCAGCAGCAGCAGCAGCAGCAGCAGCAGGUGCAAGGACAGGUGGAUGGUUCUGGCUAUGGUGGUGGCAUGAGGGGCCAGGGGUUUGGUGAUCGCAGCAGCAUGAGUGGGGGCGGUGGUCCUCCUGGUGGUGCUGCUGCUUGGGGUGGCAUGACCUCCGCUGGAACUGGUUCUGGUGCUGGUGGUGGUGGUGGUGGUCCUUCAGGUUUUGGUAGUGGUGGUGGUGGCGCUGCUGGUGGUGCUGGUGGUGUUGCGGCCUCGUUUUCCCCUCAAUGGGGUCAGCAGGGGCCUUCUGCACCUUUACCUCCUCAGCAACCUCUCUACCAGCAGCAGCAGGCAGCUGGUGGUUACGGACCAGGUUCAGGGGUUUUUUCAGGUGGUUUCUCAGGUGGUCCUGGUGGCUCAGGUGGCAGCAUGGGAGUUCCAGCAACAGCAGCAGCCGUGGCAGCAGUAACAGCAGCAGCAGGUGGAGGAGGGGGAGGGGGAGCAGGUGGAGGAGGGGGAGGAGGAGGUGGUGGUGGUGGAGUGGCAGGGGGAGGUAUUGACAUGCAGGAUGAGAGCUCGUCCAUUCUCUCUCUUCAAUCCCUCUUGCCCUUUGCUGCUCUUCUCAACAUCCCCCAGUCAGUUAUCGAAGCAGUGUCCUGGAGUGAAUGCGCCUCGCUUCUCUUGCACAUGCAGACCCCUGCUUAUGUGCAGAGUGGCGGGGAGUGA
Molecule: messenger RNA, 3618 nt
Organism: Closterium sp. NIES-65
Lineage: Eukaryota; Viridiplantae; Streptophyta; Zygnematophyceae; Desmidiales; Closteriaceae
Source: the annotation of a GenBank genome assembly